This is a messenger RNA of Acanthisitta chloris (rifleman), 1542 nucleotides long. RefSeq names its product adenosine deaminase, tRNA-specific 1 (gene ADAT1). The record is from RefSeq and is a predicted model, not a curated record. Gene Ontology annotation, biological process: RNA processing. Gene Ontology annotation, molecular function: adenosine deaminase activity; RNA binding. The transcript is spliced from 9 exons. Bases 1 to 1542 code for a protein of 513 amino acids. Lineage: Eukaryota; Metazoa; Chordata; Aves; Passeriformes; Acanthisittidae.
AUGUGGUCAGUUGAUGAAAUCGCUGAGCUGUGCUACCUGCAUUAUAGGACUAGACUCCCUAAGCAGGGGAAACCUGAUCCAAACAGGGAAUGGACUUCACUGUCAGCCAUUGUCAAAGUGGAGUCUGCAUCCCAAAGAGAGGGUCUUGGUAGCCUAGGGAACUUGCAGGUAACCAAGGAAGUUGUUGCUAUGGGAACUGGAACAAAAUGUAUUGGCCAAAACAAAAUGAGAAAGACUGGAGACAUUUUGAAUGACAGUCAUGCUGAAAUUGUGGCCAAGAGGAGCUUCCAGAGGUAUCUUCUCCAUCAGAUGUCGCUGGCAGCUUCCCAGCAGCAAUGUAGUAUCUUUACUCCAGGAACUGAAACUGGGAAAUGGAAACUCAAACCAAAUAUCACAUUUGUUUUCUUCUCCAGUCAUACCCCAUGUGGAGAUGCUUCUAUUAUUCCGAUCAGUGAACCAGAGAACCAGCUUUCUGAGACAGUGGCUGGAGGUGAUGCUGCUGGGCAGUCAACAGAGUGUAGAAGUAAUGAUGAUCAGUUGUGUCCAGAAGAUAAAAGGAAAUCAGAGACAAUGGCAAGUAAUCAUAGAAUCAAGAGGAUGAAAACUGGCAAUGAUGGUUGUUUUUCCAUAACCACUGAAGACCUCUCUGUUCAGCACGAAUCUGUGAAACGAGAAGACUACACAAAUCCAAAGAGCUUUGCAUGUUCUGCAGAGAUGCAGACAGCUAAUAAGGAGACUGGCUUAGUGACACCAAAGGUAGUAGAUGUUCACAGAACUGGAGCAAAAUGUGUACCUGGAGAGCUGGAUGAUGCCCGAACACCUGGGCUGGAGUACCACCGUGUGGGGUUAUUACGGGUGAAGCCAGGUCGUGGAGACAGGACGUGCUCUAUGUCCUGCAGUGAUAAACUGGCUCGCUGGAAUGUGUUAGGGUGUCAGGGAGCUCUUCUGAUGCAUUUCCUGCAGUAUCCAGUGUAUCUGUCAGCAGUUAUAGUGGGGAAGUGUCCAUAUAGCCAAGAAGCUAUGCGGAGAGCAGUUAUUGAAAGGUGUCAGCAUGUCUCAUCUUUACCAGAUGGUUUUCUUGUUCAGGAGGUUAAGCUGCUGCAAUCAGAUCUUCUAUUUGAACAUAGCCGUCAGGCAAUUCAGGAAGUUCAGACUAACAGCAAAACAAAACUUGUUCCUUGUGGUGCAGCAAUCAGUUGGAGUGCAGUCCCUGAGCAACCUCUGGAUGUCACCUCAGAUGGCUUCCGCCAGGGAACAACAAAGAAGAGGAUUGGGAGCCAUCAGAGCAGAUCCAAGAUCUGUAAAGUGGAGCUCUUCCAUACGUUCCAACAGCUGGUGUCAAGUAUUUCACAAGAGGAUCUUCCAGAUACUCUCCGGAUGAAGACUCUAAAAACCUACUGGGACUACAAGGAAGCUGCAUUAAAUUAUCAAGAAGCCUGGAAGGUGCUGCGUAGCCAAGCCCUGCUGGGUUGGGUUAAGAAUGCCAAGGAAUUCCAGCACUUCACGGGAGAAUCCAUGUGCCUAUUCAAAUCCAGCAAAUAG